Messenger RNA from Ictalurus punctatus (channel catfish), 1622 nucleotides. RefSeq lists its product as uncharacterized. The record is from RefSeq and is a predicted model, not a curated record. NCBI's taxonomy places the organism in Eukaryota, Metazoa, Chordata, Actinopteri, Siluriformes, Ictaluridae. Bases 637 to 1416 code for a protein of 259 amino acids. The transcript has 5 exons.
CACACACACACACACACACACACACACACACACACACACACAGGAAAUGUACGGUAGGUUCUCUCGGGCCUCGGCAGCUGAAGCCACUUCCUGUGUGUCUUUAGUGUCUGAUCUAACAUCAGCUUUACACUGUAGAAGUGAACUGAUGGAAGCCGUUAAUAACAGAGACACUGAUCUCGGAUCAGCUGAAACACACUGAAUAGAUUCACUUCAAUAUUCUGUAAUGCCUUAAACACCGAUAUUCACUACUAUUAUUUCAUCACAUUUAUUCAGAUUAUAACAACAUAAAUCUUUAUUUCCUCACCCACAAACCCACCCAGCACCAUUCUGUCCAACAAACAACAUGUUUACUUGUUUACUUGUUUACUUGUGUAUUUGUGUAUUUGGCAAAAGCUGAAGUCAUCAGAUAAACACCUGACCUGCUGAAGUUAGGACUAAUCUGGUGUCCAAACUUCACACAACAAAGAGUGUAAAACAGGUGCAGUUUGUUCUCACGCUUUUCUACACACCAGUUUAACCGCAACCAAUGAGCUGCUAGAGAGACAUUUUCCACUGGCGUGGACCAAUCAGAUUACAGAACACACGAGCGCAUGAAAGAUCUUCAGCAGCACGAGCCGCUCAGCACCAGUGUCUGAGAUGGAGACAUCAAGAGUCGCUCUCAUCGCUCUCGUGUGUGUUGUGUUCUCCGGUCAGAAGAGGAUCUCUGGAGCAGAAGUGGAGACGAGAGUCAGACGAGGAGACGACGUCACUCUCUACUCCGACUGUGUUUGGAAAAGUGGAUUUUAUCCAGUGUGGUUCAGGAACUGCUCAGAAAAGGAUCAUCCUCGUGUCACGAUCUCACUUGCUGAUUUAAUCAAUAGUGAUGUACUGGGUGGUGAUUUUACACGUUACUCGUUUCUGGUAAAUAACUCCAUCAACACACACACUCUGCUGAUUAAGAACGUCAGUGAAUCAGAUCAGGGCGUGUACUACUGCGCUCUGAGUGAGAAAAAGAUUCUGGAUAAUAACAUCGGUGUCGCCGUCAGCGUGUAUCGUUACGGAAACAGAUCCACUCGACUCUCUGUACUCGAAGAAGCUACUGUCUCUCCGAACACCCCGACCCCGUGUGUAUCAGAGUGGAGUGUUAGCUGGAAGCUGGUGUUGGGUGUGUGUGCUGUGUGUGUUCUCCUCUCCUCACUCCUCUCCUCCAUCUGUGUGUACUGCCUCUGCACAAACACCACUAAAGAAACGGAAGGCGAACUGGCAGGAAGUGACAAAAGGACGACUUGGAGACACGAUGAGGUUGAAGUUGAGGUGUGUUACGCCUCGCUGGACAUCCAGAACCUGAAGAAGAAGAAGAAGAAGAAGAGGAGAGUUCAGAACUCUGAUUUCAGCACGUAUUCAGAAGUCAGGACCGAGAGAACCGAACACUGCUGAGGAGACGUCAAUGACUUCUGAAAUUUCUUACAUCAAAGUGCAUUAUUUAAUCAGUUUGAUAAAUAUUUCGAGGUGCAUUUCCAUUUCCAAUCUCUGUUUACAUGCUUAUUAUCUUCUUUUUUUUUUAAAAAUGAAAUAUGAUUCUGACAUUAACUAAACUGUUCAAACUACUUUUAUUUUGAAAUAUCUCAUUUUCAUAUUCUCGC